Messenger RNA from Gadus macrocephalus (Pacific cod), 4838 nucleotides. Its product is annotated as NACHT, LRR and PYD domains-containing protein 3-like. Gene Ontology annotation, cellular component: external side of plasma membrane. Gene Ontology annotation, molecular function: protein binding. Gene Ontology annotation, biological process: immune response. The record is from RefSeq and is a predicted model, not a curated record. The transcript has 12 exons. Bases 509 to 4171 code for a protein of 1220 amino acids. Lineage: Eukaryota; Metazoa; Chordata; Actinopteri; Gadiformes; Gadidae.
GUGUGGUAAAUCGAACACUGCGUUCAAUAUUCAAGUGAUUCGUUUGUCUUGAUGCUACUCCGAAUUAAAAUAAGGACGUGACAAGUCCUUUCAAUGUGCUGAUAUUUAAAAAAGUUAAUAUUUGUGCGUAUUGACUAUCGAUGUGUUGAGCUUCACCAGUUGAUAGUAGGGAAUCUGUGGUUCAGUAAAGUGACAGAAUUCAGACUUUGGUCCAGUGGAGAAAUUAUUCUAACGUUCUUUACUUUAAUGGUACCGCAAUGAAUUUUUUAAGUCUAUUGUAUAUCUUUUUUGUGUUGUAGUUUAAGCACAGUUACAGUCUCAAGGUGUUUAAUAAUUCAUCAGUCACCUGCUGUAGGCUACACAUCUUCACUGUAGUGAGGGCAGUGCGGUUAUGUUGUGGGGUUCAUAUCGAUGGUCUAUGACGUCCAUAAUGCUUUAGUGUGACGCAGUCACAAAGAUCUUCUCUCUCAAUAAACAGCUAAAGUUCAAAAGGCAAUUGAAGUGAUGGAUGAGUUUGCUUUGUCUCCAGUCUACUAUGGAUGAGGAGAGAGAAGAGGGGGGUCCUACCUCUAAGACCACUCUGUCUGGGGAACAUGGCCGCCGGAGCAAAUCUAAGAGCCCAGAGAAGCAGGAGAGAACAGACCCCCCUGGACCCAGCUGUGUCUCCAUGAAGAGUGGCUGGUCUAUGGAUAAUCCUCUUAGUUUUAAAGAUGGAAAUCAGUCUAUCAAGAAGAGAGUCCAGCAGGAGAGAGCAGACUCCCCUGGACCCAGCUGUGUCUCCAUGAAGAGUGGCUGGUCUAUGGAUGUACCAUUGGUGUUUAAAGAUGGACGCCCCUCCAGAGAGGAGAGCCCAGAGCAGCAGCAGAUAACAGAUUCCCCUGGACCCAGCUGUGUCUCCAUGAAGAGUGACCGCUCUAUGGAUGUACCAUUGGUGUUUAAAGAUGGACGUCCCUCCAGAGAGGAGAGACACCAGAUGACGUCAAAGGUUACCAGUGCUCAGUCUCUGCAACAUCAAACAGAGCUGAUCAAGAGGGCUGAGGAGAACGCACACGCUUUUCUAGACAAGGAGCUGAAGAAGCUCUGGAGGGAUCUCUUCUCAGAUUACCCACAAUGCUCAGAGAGUCAGAGGGAGGAGGAGGAGGAGGUGGAUGGUAAGAAGGAGGAGCAGAGGAGGCGCGCCAUAGAGGGAGUGGUGGACAUCACAAUCCUCUGCCUGAUGGAAAUGAACCAGGAGGAACUGGCCGACACACUGUGGGGCGGAGCUGCUGCUGUCGAGUGCCAACAUAAAAUCAAGUCUCAUUUGAAGAAAAAUUUCUCGUGUGUGUUUGAGGGAAUCGCUAAAGCAGGUCAUUCAACACCUCUGAAUGAGUUCUACACAGAGAUCUUCAUCACAGAGAGAGGCAGUGGAGAGGUCAACAAGGAACAUGAGGUCAGACGGAUUGAAACCGCUUCCAGGAAACCAGCCAAUGAAGGAACACCAAUCAAAUGUGCCGACCUCUUUAAACCCUUACCUGGACACGAUCAACCAAUCAGGACAAUAAUGACAACUGGAGUGGCCGGUAUUGGUAAAACCAUCUUAACACACAAGUUCAUCCUGGACUGGGCUGAAGAACAAGCCAACCACGACAUACACUUUACAUUUCUCCUCACUUUCAGAGAGCUGAAUUUACUGAAAGGAGAACAAUUUAGCUUGGUGGAACUUCUUAAUCACUUCUUUAUUGAGACCAAAGAAGCAGGAAUCUGCAGAUACGACCGGUUCCAAGUUGUCUUCAUCUUGGAUGGACUGGAUGAGUGUCGACUUCCUCUGGACUUCCAGAACAACAAGAUAUGGAAUGAUGUCACAAAGUCCACCUCGGUGGACAUGCUGCUGACAAACCUCAUCAGGGGCCACCUGCUACCCUCUGCUUGCGUCUGGAUAACCACACGCCCUGCGGCAGCCAAUAAGAUCCCUGCUCAUUGUGUUGACAUGGUGACAGAGGUGAGAGGGUUCACCGACCAACAGAAGGAGGACUACUUCAGGAAGAGAUUCAAAGAUGAGACGCUGGCCAGCACAAUCAUCACCCACGUCAAGAAAUCACGAAGCCUCCACAUCAUGUGUCACAUCCCAGUAUUCUGUUGGAUCACUGUUACAGUCCUGGAGGACUUCUUCAAAACAUCCCAGAUAGGAGAAGAGACGCCCAAGACCGUGACUCAGAUGUACAGCCACUUCCUGAGGGUUCAGUCCAUACAGGGGGACAGGAAGUAUCGUUUGUUAACUGAAACAGACACAAACUGGACUGCACAGAGCAGGGAGAUCAUUGUUUCUCUGGGAAAACUGGCUUUUAACCAGCUGGAGAGUGGCAACCUGAUCUUCUACGAGGCAGACCUGGUAAAGUGUGACAUUGAUAUCAGAGCAGCCUCAGUGUACUCAGGAGUGUUCACCCAGAUCUUUAAAGAGGAGUGUGGGCUGUACCUGGACAAGGUGUUCUGCUUUGUCCAUCUGAGCCUCCAGGAGUUUCUGGCUGCUCUUUAUGUCUUUUGGUCCUUCAUCCACAAUGGUGUCAAUCUGCUCUCAGAAGAACCACCAACCUCCAGUGAAGAUGAACUCCUCCUCUACCAGAGUGCUGUGGACAAGGCCUUACAGAGUGAGAACGGACACCUGGACUUGUUCCUCCGCUUCCUCCUGGGCCUCUCUCUAGAGACCAAUCAGAUUCUCCUACGAGGUCUGCUGGGACAGACAAUAAGUAGCUCACAGACCAACAAGGGAACAGUGUCUUACAUCAAGCAUAAGUUAGAUGGUAAUCUCUCUCCAGAGAGAAGCAUCAAUCUGUUUCACUGUCUGAAUGAGCUGAACGACCGUUCUCUAGUGGAGAAGAUCCAACAGUCCCUGACAUCAGGAAGUCUCUUCGAAACAGAUGUCUCUCCUGCUCAGUGGUCAGCUCUGGUCUUCAUCUUACUGACAUCAGAAGAGGAGCUGGACAUGUUUGACCUGAAGAAAUACAAAGCUUCAGAGGAGGGUCUUCUGAUGCUGCUGCCAGUGAUCAAAGCCUCCAAAAGAUCACUGCUGAAUGGCUGUAAUCUGACAGAGAGAUGCUGUGAAGCUCUGGCCUCAGUUCUCAGCUCCAACUCCUGUAGUCUGACAGAGCUGGACCUGAGUACCAAUUAUCUGCAGGAUUCAGGAGUGAAGCUGCUCUCUGCUGGACUGGGGAGUCCACACUGUACACUGGAAACUCUCAGGCUGAAUGGCUGUCAUCUGUCAGAGAGAUGCUGUGAAGCUCUGGCCUCAGUUCUCAGCUCCAACUCCUGUAGUCUGAGAGAGCUGGACCUGAGUACCAAUGAUCUGCAGGAUUCAGGAGUGAAGCUGCUCUCUGCUGGACUGGGGAGUCCACACUGUACACUGGAAACUCUCAGCUUGUCUGGCUGCCUGGUCACACAGGAAGGCUGUGCUUCUCUGGCCUCAGCUCUGAGCUCCAACCCCUCCCAUCUGAGAGAGCUGGACCUGAGCUACAAUCACCCAGGAGACUCUGGAGCUGCGCUGCUCUCUGCUGGACUGGAGGAUCCACGCUGGAGACUGGACACUCUCAGUGUGGAGCACGGUGGAGUGUGGAGGCUGAAACCAGCUCUAAAGAAGUAUGCCUGUGACCUCACACUGGACCCCAACACGGCCCACAGAGAACUCUCUCUGUCUGAGGACAACAGGAAGGUGACGCGGGUUGGAGAGGACCAGUCGUAUCCGGAUCACCCAGAGAGAUUUGACUCCUGGCCUCAGGUGUUGGGUAGAGAGGCUCUGACUGGCCGCUGUUACUGGGAGGUAGAGUGGGAUGGACGUGUUGAGAUAGGAGUGACAUACAGAGGAAUCACAAGGAGAGGAGAGGGUAAAGUCAGCCAGCUUGGAGGGAACAACAAGUCCUGGAGUCUUUAUUGUUAUGAUGGUCGUUACUCUGCCUGGUACAACGGUACAGAGACAGUCCCCCCUCUCCACCCCGCUGGCUCCACCAGAGUAGGAGUGUAUCUGGACCGGCCUGCUGGGUCUCUGUCCUUCUACAGAGUGUCCCCAGGUGGAGGAGGGUCCUCAGACACACUGACACGCCUCCACACCUUCUGGUCCUCCUUCACCCAGGAGGACCUCCUCCCGGGGGUCUGGGUAGGGGGGGGGCUGGGGAGCAGUGUCUCUGUGAUCCCUCCGCGGUAGAGGGGGGGGGGGGGGGGGGGGGGGCGGAGUCGGUUGUAGAAAAAUAAAACGGGCGCGGGGGAGGAGGACACACACACACACACGCGCACACACACACGCUCAGAUCGCCUCAGACCCAACGACAACACUCUGACUCACUUUGAUCUGGAAAACAACAAUUAAUCCCUAAGAAAGCUUAAAUAAAUGAAAUCAUUAUCUACUCUUAUUACAGUAUAACAAAGUGAUUAUUACCAACUAAAAUCACUGUCAUAUUCCAUUAAAUUGUGCAUUUGAUAAUUUGUUGAGUAAUUGGUUGACUCGCCAAUCUGUAACUGAUGCUUUGAAACCAUGGCAACAUGAUCUCCCUCAUGAGCGGCCAUCUUAGUUAGGAUGCGGUUGCUCACCGCAUAACGUUGGUUUAACGUGUGGUUUUAUAAUGUUUAAGAUGUUUAAUAUGAUAUUAUUAGGAUUAUUAAGGGGCCGUAAUCCAGACCGUUGUUCUUGUCCCUAAUUAAUCCUUCUUUAAUCCUAUGUAAUAUAUAUAUAUAUAUAAAAUAAUCAUUAUCACAUCAGUCUUUUUGGAAAAUAUUUUAGAGUUGCUGGAAUACACUGGUUUUGUGGGAUUUAUAAUUAACAUAUUACAAGCUGUUUUUUUCUUUUUGCCGUCAAUAAAGUUUCCAAGUCCCAA